Molecule: messenger RNA, 1152 nt
Organism: Erigeron canadensis
Lineage: Eukaryota; Viridiplantae; Streptophyta; Magnoliopsida; Asterales; Asteraceae
Exons: 2
Coding region: 1-1152 (383 amino acids)
Source: RefSeq, a predicted model, not a curated record
AUGGAUGACAUUGUUAACGGCGAAGAUAACUUUGGAGAAGAUGAAGAUGCGGAAGGAUCAAACGCGAGGACAGGUAACAGUAAGAAAACAGUAUCAAUGCGCGAAUAUUACUGCUACAAGUUCCAGAUUCGCCCCACUGAGAACGUAAUUUUGUUGGGUGGAAGGUUGCUCCAACAGUUUUCUGUAAACAUAUACAUAAAGAUUGAAAUGUCACGUUUACAGUUUUAUGAACAUAACCAGGACACGAUAAGGGCUGACUUCUAUCAAGGUAUAGUGGAUUGUGUCAACGCUGGUGAAGUUAAUUCAAAUAGAGUUGGAAGAAGAAUUGUGCUCCCUGCGUCUUUCAUCGGGGGUUCGCGUGAUAUGCGUCGACGCUUUUUAGAUGUCAUGUCGUUGGUACAAGAUGACGGUAAGCCUGACAUAUUCCUUACGUUCACUUGCAACCUAAAUUGGCCGGAAAUCACUGAAAAACUCUUACCCGGACAAACUGCACAAGAUCGCCCAGGUUUGGUUGCAAGAGCCUUUCGGGCGAAACUCGAGGAUCUGAAAAAACAGCUGCUCAAGAAGCAUGUUCUCGGUGAGGUAGGUGCUUAUGUUUAUGUCAUUGAGUUUCAGAAACGUGGUUUGCCUUACGCACAUUUUCUUUUGAUAAUGAAACCAACACACAAGAUUACCUCUCCAGACCAAUACGACAAGUUAGUUUGUGCUGAAAUCCCCGACCCCUCAAGGUAUCCCGAACUGCAUGAACGGGUUGUUCAACACAUGAUUCACGGACCAUGUGGUCCUUUAAAUGACAAAUCCCCGUGCAUGCAGGGAGAACCAAAAGCAUGUCGUUUUCAUUAUCCUCGACAGUUUAAUGAACACACUGUGCAGGGAGAUGACUCAUAUCCAUUGUAUCGGAGGAGAAGAAACGGUAUCAAAGUGAAGAAAGGGAAACACGAUAUUGAUAACAGAUGGGUCGUACCGUACAACCCGACGUUGUUGAUGAUGUUCAAUUGUCACAUGAAUAUAGAGAUUUGCUCGAGCAUAAAAUCUGUGAAGUAUGUGUUCAAAUACAUCUACAAGGGUCACGACAAACAAUCUGUUCAUAUUGAUCCUGAUGGAGAAGAAGAAGUCGUGAUUAAUGAGAUUAAACGGUUUCAAGACGCAUGA